GCGACCAUGCAGGUGGUGAAGUAAGCCAACUGUCAUCAAAAAGAGGAAGAAAUCAGUGGGAAGUUGAAUUUUCUGCCAAGUUUCUGCAGGCGUCAUUGAAGAAUAUUGACAAUGUCCUGAAAACGAGCAAUCAGCUACUUGUACAAGAUCAGAGACUUGGUGCAGAUCCUCUGCUUUGCUUGUUGUACGAGACAGACACUAAUGUAGAGAGAGAGAAUCCAGCUGCUUUAGAGGAAAUUCCCAGAGUAUGGCGGUACAGAACGCCUAUAUCUCUACAACAUCUCCAGCAAGAGGCUGAAGCCAAAAUAUCACAAAAGCAACACAAAGUGUUGCAAUUAUUCCUGAAAGAGGAUCACCAUUUAAGAGCACUUCGAUACAUUCCAAGUAUUCUACGCCUUCAUCGAGCCUUGUUCCAAAAAUAUCAAAGAAAAUUAGACAAAGCGGAGGCUUCACAAAUCUUAAUUGCGCAUCUGAAAAGAGAAGAGAUAGCUGGAGGGGAAACGAUGCAGUUGCUACAAGAUUUUGCAGAUGCCUGGGAGUUGGUCAGAGAAUCAUUGACUCUGUACUUGUGUCCAACAGAACUAGGUGGUAUGAUAGUCUCAAAGGAGUACUGUAACAAAAGUAUCACAGAUAAGACACCAAUAUCUAUACUGCUACCAACAACAAAAGAAGCAGGGCUCUGUUCUUACGCUUUAUUAGACUUUCUGAUGAGAAAACAAAAUGAUUUCUUGGACAAAUACUUGAAAGAAGCACAUAGAAAAUCUGGGAGUAUUUCAAGCGUAAGUCCCAAGGAAGUGACUUCGGCUCACCUUAUCAGCUACGACCCUCAGCACGAUAUUCUUCCAUUAGUCCUAGCUAAUUGCCAAUAUUCGUUCGAAAUGGGUAAAGGGACAAAGAUAGAGUAUGAUUUUGCUGCCUUAGAAAGACAAUUGAUGGAUAGAUUCUUGUUCUCAAAAUCCAGGAUCGAUGUUGGCAGAGUGUUAAUGAUUGAUCAAAUGGUAUACCGAACAGAAUUUACGAAUGCGGAAGUUUUCAGGAAACUAGCUGACAAAAUACCACAGGAAACUUUAAGUGCUGCAGUAAAGACCCAGAUUUGCAGUGAUAUCAGAUCCCUUCCUGACCUUUGUACUUCACUAGACAAUCUGGAUAUCACUAUCAGUUUCCUCAAGUCUACAGGAGGACAACCAGACAAAACGUUGCACGAGUUCAUGCAGAAAACACUUCAAAUGGAAACUACAAUACAUAGUCAAAAGGCCCAGCAGUCGUGUGAGUUCAGACAUGCACAGUCGCUAUGGUUACUGUUAUCGUUACAGAAAUCCAAAAAGAUGAUGGACCACAAUCAGCAUACAGAGUCAACGUUCGAGAGCCUUUUGCGGGAGUUUCAUGAAGAAUUGCCAGAUGAGUUACUAACCUUGUAUAGGGGCUACAUGAAGAAAUUGUCAAUCGACAAACUCAGCCAGUUGGUAGAAGUUCUUCACGAAUAUAUCCUGUUAGUUGUGGCUGUUAGACAGAAUCCGGAGGAUGACGACUAUACUGAUACAACCAAUAACAAACUUGGUGAAUGGCUGUAUGGGUAUGUAGACAAUUUUGACAACCCACCACUAGAUAUGGCUGUGUUGACAGACUUCCCGAAGGACAUAUUAUACAAACAUAGUGUCCAUGCAUGGGUUAGUACCUAUGGAAUGUUGAAAGAGAAACUGACGGGAAACUAUCGUCGAUUCUGAUCACGUCGGUAUAAGACAAAGUACAAAUAUUGGACCAAAUGUAGACAUUGUGAUUGUAAAACAUAACGUUUAUGAUCAUAGUCUGUGAUAUGAGGAUAUGGGAUAUUUUUACAGUUUCCAGUGAUGUGAUAAGAAAUUCAAAGCAGUAUUUUUGUAUUAUUAUGUUGAUCUGCAUGUGACAAACCAUGUGUAUACUGAACCAGUUAUUUAAGUUAUGAAAGGCAUGCUAGACGUAUAUUAUGAUUGAAUCUAUUCUUUACAGAAGUUUCUUGCUGUCAUUUUAAACUUGUUACAAGUCAUUUGUUUCAAUUGUUAUCGCCGAUUGUUUUGGAUACAUGUAUUAGGUUUUAUAAAUGUUUUGUUCAAUGCUUUAUUUUUUCCACUUGUAAAGUAUAUAGUAUAGUAUAUUGCUGGAUUAUAUUUGUUUCGGUGUUCUCAACCUUUAAUGUGAGAAAGUGCUCUUAGUUUUGUUUCAUGUGUCGGUAUAUUUAUAUUUCAUGUAAAAUGUUAAAAGAGUUUUAUUUUUUCAUUGAUAACAAAAGAUAACAUUUAAGUGUGUACGUUGGAAAACAUACAUAGUUUUAUUGCUUUAUUUUACAUUUUUGCCUUUCUUAGUUAUCUGUUUAUGUUUGUGAAUUCUUAUAGAUAAGAAAAGUGUAUUUCUUAAAUGAUAUCACCUGGCUAUCACUAAGGUGUGAUAAAUUACAAAAUCUCUGGCAACCUGCUAUGAGACAAAAUUAUUCCUGUCUGUAUUUGAUUUGCCAUUAAGAAUAAGAAAGUAAAUAACUUUUCUUUGCAGUGAAAUAUGAUAUGUUUAUCUGUCUUUUAAUUGUUGUUAUUUUUUUUGUUGCCUUUUUAUUGUUUUGGCUAGGAUUGUAUAAUCCAUGUGUUUUAAUGUUUUAAAAUGCUUACCAAAUGCGAGAGAAAAUUUAAACAAAAUCAGUUUGAUGUAAUUCAAAAAGUUUGAAAGUUUGCAGUAUUAAAAAUGGCAUAGUACCACAUAGUUAAGACAGACCGUCUUGGAAGUAAAGUGGUGAUGGUGGCAUGUAAUCAUUUAGCUAAAUCAUCCACACUAUCUAGUCUACAUGGUUGGAACACACUAGCGUAUACGGUCAGAGUUGAAGGCUUUGAAUUAUGUCUUUGAUAGCAGUGUUGGUAUAAAGGGUAUCAUUAUAAAUCGACAUAAUUAGAGCAAAUGAUAAAUCUUUAUGCUGUAUAUGUAUUACUAAGUUUAUGUUGUCUACCAUGAUUUAACUGGUGAUUGUUUUUUCAAAUAUUAAAAGUAUAAGCAUUUGUAAUA
Molecule: messenger RNA, 3024 nt
Organism: Mercenaria mercenaria
Lineage: Eukaryota; Metazoa; Mollusca; Bivalvia; Venerida; Veneridae
Product: E3 ubiquitin-protein ligase RNF213-like
Exons: 12
Molecular function (GO): ubiquitin-protein transferase activity; ATP hydrolysis activity
Source: RefSeq, a predicted model, not a curated record